UCCACGGGCUAAACGAUACUGACCCAAGUCUAACAUUCGAGUGAAAACCUUCAGCCCUCCGAAAUGACUAGAUUCAAAAUCCUGGCGUAGCCGGGCGCCAUCCGCAACCGAACCACCGAGCGCGUAUUGGACGCCACCGCGACACAUCGCAUCGACCAGCAUGACGAACUGUUUCACGCAUGGCCACCGGCUGCCCCGCACCACGUCCGAGUGGGACGCGGCGAUGGUCUGGUACCUGCAGCACACCGACGACAAGGUGAACCCGGGCCCGCCGCCGCCGCCGCCGCCCACCGUCGAGCAGGAGUGGAGCGACACGCUGCACAAGCUGCGCACCAUCAACUUCAGCUGUCGCUACCCGAGCAUGGACCAGGGGCCCUCGUACAAGGCCGUCACCGACCCGCCGUUCACCGAAACCACCGAGAAACGGAUCCAGUUCGGCGACAAGUUCAAACACCCGCUGUACGAGCCGACCGAACCGCACGUGGCCAAGGAGCACCCGGUGACGGGCGUCAUCCCGCGCCUCUUCGCGCCGCCGUACCGGCCGCUGCCGGGCGCGCCGGCCGACAAGGUGGCCUUCUACGAGCGGUACGAGGCGGCUCGCCGGCGCUGGGAGGGCCACCAGCCUGGCGCCGACGUCGAGACGCCCGGCCACACCGUGUUCCACUGACGGCGGGCGGUCGCCGGCGCCGCCGCCGGGCCUCCGGUGCCGGAUCAGAGUUCUGAGGCCCGGGGUCGCCGUGCAGCGGCGGCUGUGGCGGCGCCCAGACCGACGAGCGGGGUUCGACGCGAGCCGACGGAGGACCGCAGGAGGCGCCGUGGCGCUCACGUCCCCCACUGACACAGCUACUGAGCCCCGACCGGCCGGAUCAGGCAACGGACAAGCGGCAUAUGGACCAGCUUAUUAGUGGCGCUGGCGGGCUGUCCAGCUCCAGCGGACGGACCGAUAGACCAGCCAACACACUUAAUGGCAAGGGGAACAGGCUGCCACGAAACGGAAAGUUAUCAUACAAAGCUAUUUUUCGAGCAAGCCGAUCGUGCUAACAUUUCAGAAACAGCCGCACUUACGUCUCAAAAAAGCAAGCGCAAUAAAACUGUCCAUCGUCCCGCUCAUUA
Messenger RNA from Pollicipes pollicipes, 1113 nucleotides. RefSeq lists its product as uncharacterized. Bases 161 to 667 code for a protein of 168 amino acids. The record is from RefSeq and is a predicted model, not a curated record. Lineage: Eukaryota; Metazoa; Arthropoda; Thecostraca; Pollicipedomorpha; Pollicipedidae. The transcript has 2 exons.